AUGGCCCUUAUUCCUAAAACAAGUCAUCCUCAAUCUUUAAAUGAUUACAAGCCUAUUUCUCUCAUUGGGUGUAUGUAUAAAGUCAUAGCCAAGCUUUUGGCAAACAGGCUGAGGAGUGUCAUUUUUGGUAUUGAGGCUUCUUGGGAGAAUGUUCUUGUCUUGAAGGCAAUGCUUAGAGGCUUUGAGAUGGCCUCUGGUCUGAAAAUUAAUUAUGCUAAAACUCAGUUUGGGAUCUUUGGCCAAUGCUGUUAUUUAAUUUUGUAUUGCAGAGUUUCAGUUUGGGAUCUUUUGCUUUUUUCUUGCAAGGUGGACCUUGUGUGUAUCCAAGAGACCAAAAGGGAGGACUUUAAUAAGAACAUUUGUCAAGCCAUUUGGGGGGACUCGACUGCUCAGUGGGAUUGUGUUCCUUCUGUGCAAGCUGCUGGUGGCCUGCUAUGUAUGUGGAAUAACUCCACUUUUGAGGUAGAUAAGAGGGAGAAAGGUAGAAGUUUCUUAUUGCUUGAAGGGAUAUGCAUUAGCAAUAAUCAAAAGUUGUUGAUUGUCAAUGUCUAUGCUCCAUGUGAUCUUGUUGGGAAGAAAGCUUUAUGGGAUGACCUGAGGCAAUUGAAGGCCUCUAAUCCAGGGGGAUUGUGGUGUGUUAUUGGGGACUUUAAUAGCAUUAGAAGUUCAGAGGAAAGAAUCAGCUUAUCUCAAAGAAGGGUAGACCCACAUGACAUCUCAGUUUUCAAUCAGUGGAUUUCUGAUAUGGAGCUUCAGGAAAUUAAGUGUGUUGGGUCUAGCUAUACCUGGAUUAGGCCUAAUGGUUAUGUAAAAAGUAGGCUUGAUAGAUUCUUGGUCUCAGAGCAAUGGUUAUCUUUGUGGCCUGAGAGUUGCCAACAUGUUCUACAAAGGGAUAUCUCUGAUCAUUGUCCAAUGAUUCUGCAAACUAACAUGGUGGAUUGGGGUCCUAAGCCCUUUAGGGUGUUUGACUGGUGGCUGCAGCAGAAAGGGUAUCAAAAAAUGGUGAGGGAGGCCUGGAGUAAUGAUCAGCAGGGAGGUUUGGGGGGUAUUGUCCUUAAAAAUAAGCUAAAAAACUUGAAAGCUGCUAUAAAACAGUGGAGUAAGGGAGUGGGGAAUAUUGAUGUCAAUAAGAUAUUCAGCAUUCAGCAGAAAUUAAAUGAGGUGGAGGAUCUAGCCUCUAAUCGAAUUUUGUCUGACCAAGAGCUCAAGGUCAGAAAUUCCCUUCAGCAAGAAUUAUGGAAUGUUUCAAAUGCAGUGGAAUCUCUUUUGAGACAAAAAUCUAGGGCAACAUGGUUGAAGGAAGGGGACUGCAACUCUGGUUAUUUCCACAGAAUAAUAAAUUACAGGAGAGCUUUCAAUGCUAUUCCAAACAUCUUUAUUGAUGGUGUGUGGGUCCAGCAACCCAAUACGGUGAAGAAUGCAGCUGCUAAUUUUUUUCAUACCUAA
Molecule: messenger RNA, 1446 nt
Organism: Glycine soja
Lineage: Eukaryota; Viridiplantae; Streptophyta; Magnoliopsida; Fabales; Fabaceae
Exons: 1
Coding region: 1-1446 (481 amino acids)
Molecular function (GO): catalytic activity
Source: RefSeq, a predicted model, not a curated record